Stereum hirsutum FP-91666 SS1 is the source of this 783-nucleotide messenger RNA. RefSeq names its product Cloroperoxidase (gene APO4/CPO4). The transcript is spliced from 2 exons. The record is from RefSeq and is a predicted model, not a curated record. Gene Ontology annotation, molecular function: peroxidase activity. Lineage: Eukaryota; Fungi; Basidiomycota; Agaricomycetes; Russulales; Stereaceae. The coding region runs from base 1 to 783 and encodes 260 amino acids.
AUGCCAGGCAUCGUUCCACAUUCGCAUGCUGAGGGUACUUGCCCCGUAACAGGAGCCACAUCCCAUGCAUACUGCGCUCCGCAACCAGACGAUAAACGGGCACCAUGUCCAGCACUGAACACACUCGCAAAUCACGGAUAUCUUCCACGAGAUGGAAAGCAGAUCGACGCCGCUGUCCUCAUCCGCGCCCUCGAAGAGGGCUACGACAUCUCAGCUCCACUAGCAUACGUCCUUGCCUACGGUGGCCAUUUCCUUCUGGGCCAAUUCGGUCCCUUCCAACUCGACGACCUCGCACGGCAUAACAAGAUCGAGCACAAUGCGUCGCUCAUCCAUCCCGACGCCCGUGGCCGCGACGAGUACGCCCCUAUUCAUAGCGAUCCCGUGCUCUGGAAGGAGCUCGUGAAGAAUGCUUCGGAUGGGAAGAAGUUGACGACAGCCGAUGUUGCAGAGGCUAGGGUGAGGAGGGAAACGGAUGAGAUGAAGGCGGGGAAGGAAGCCCUGGAUGGCUUUCACGCAGAGAUCGCGAGGGGCGAAAUGGCGAUCGCAUUGGGGAUGUUCUCGAAGGAUGGAGAAGACGGGAUUCCAAUGGGAACGUUGAAGCAGUGGAUGCUGGAGGAGAGGUUGCCGGAGGGAUGGAAGCCAACACAUAUCCAGGGACUGUUGAACACGGUAGCGAAGGCACGGGAGAUCAAAGGCGCUAUGGAGAAGAUCAGGGCCAGUGAAGAUGCGAAGGAGAAAGCUGGUGAGAGCCACUUGAAGUUGGUUCAAAACUUCAAGCUAUGA